CUGUGUUACUAAAUAUUCCUUCUGCCAUCGUUUUUUAUUUAUUUAUUUAUGUAUUUAAUUUAAAGAAAGAUAUUAGGUAACUGAUCCCAGGCAUGGAGUUUUUGCUGUUUUUGAAGUCACUGCACUUUGCUCGACACCAUUUGACAAGAGCCCUGCUGGAUUCAGUUCACUGAAAAGCGGAAAAAGCACAGCUGAUGUGGACAGAAGGGCAGAUUGUGUUUCUGUAGACUGGAAAUAAUUUCACCUGUGGCAGAAAUGAAGAGAGGCAUUUCAGUUCUGCUAACAGUCUAUGCUUCAGUGCCUGUUAUUUUCUACCUGUUCCCUUGGAUACUGGGCCAUGCCAUAUUUGCUCACUUGUUGAGGUUUCCAUUCUUUGUGGAUCUUGGCAGACCUGAAGACGUCCUGAACCACACAUGCAACUUCUACCUCAACACAGAGGAGGGUAUCUCAGUCGGAGUGUGGCAUACACUCCCUGCCAGCCAAUGGGAGAAAUCCGCCAGGAGAAGCCCUGAGUGGUACCAGGAGACUCUGGGAGACGGCACUCCUGUUAUUAUCUAUCUCCAUGGCAACGUAGGGACCAGGGCAAUAAAUCACAGAGUACAGCUGGUGAAGAUCUUAAGUGCUGCAGGGUACCAUGUCUUAUCUUUAGACUACAGAGGCUUUGGAGAUUCUACUGGGGAGCCCAGUGAAGCCGGAUUGACCAAUGAUGCCCUCUACCUGUACCACUGGGUAAAGAAACACAGCAGGGGGAGUCUGGUCUGUCUGUGGGGACACUCGCUUGGCUCUGGAGUGGCAACCAAUGCAGCAGUGAAAAUACAGGAGCAAGGGUCUCCUGUUGAUGCUUUGAUCCUUGAAGCUCCAUACACGAGAAUUGGAGAAGUCGUAGCCAACCAUCCGUUCACUAAGAUGUACAGGUUCCUUCCAGGAUUUGAGAGCUUGCUGUGGAACGUACUGGAAAGAAUCAACAUAGUAUUUGCUAAUGAUAAAAACUUGAAGACACUGACCAGCCCACUUCUUAUUCUGCAUUCAGAGGAUGAUAAUGUUGUUCCUUAUCACAUGGGCCUGGAGCUGUACCAGAUAUCACUCCAGACUCAGAGAAAACUCAGCACAGAUGCGCACAUUGACAUGAUCUCCUAUAAUGCAAAUCUUGGAUUCUCCCACAGCAACAUCUACUUAGAUCCCAAUUUGUCAGCUGCAAUUAGGAAAUUUCUACAAAACCUGAGACAUUAGAGUGGCGUUCCCUCCCGUGGGCUCACAAUUUCUUACGUUGGUCGUUAAUGCUUCGUACAUUUUGUGAAGGGAAAGAAAAAAAAAAAAGUCUCAACAUACUGGCUAAUUCCCAGUACAAAACCUUUUUUGUCUUCAAAAAUGUAAAUAAAAACACAAUAC
Molecule: messenger RNA, 1389 nt
Organism: Archocentrus centrarchus (flier cichlid)
Lineage: Eukaryota; Metazoa; Chordata; Actinopteri; Cichliformes; Cichlidae
Product: lysophosphatidylserine lipase ABHD12
Exons: 13
Coding region: 256-1230 (324 amino acids)
Biological process (GO): phosphatidylserine catabolic process; monoacylglycerol catabolic process
Cellular component (GO): endoplasmic reticulum membrane
Molecular function (GO): monoacylglycerol lipase activity; phosphatidylcholine lysophospholipase A1 activity
Source: RefSeq, a predicted model, not a curated record